Chroicocephalus ridibundus (black-headed gull) is the source of this 7282-nucleotide messenger RNA. RefSeq names its product immunoglobulin like domain containing receptor 2 (gene ILDR2). NCBI's taxonomy places the organism in Eukaryota, Metazoa, Chordata, Aves, Charadriiformes, Laridae. The transcript is spliced from 10 exons. The record is from RefSeq and is a predicted model, not a curated record. Bases 638 to 2572 code for a protein of 644 amino acids. Gene Ontology annotation, biological process: pancreas development. Gene Ontology annotation, cellular component: membrane.
GUAGGUGCUCGGGGUGGACAUUUUUAAGAGCUUACUGGAGAAGUUGUAAGCCGGGACGGGGCCAGCGCAGCGGCCGCCGCACACCCGGCGGGGGGAGCCGGGGGCUGCGCGUCGCUCCGGCCUCGGCGGCUGAAGAAGUCGCAGAGAAACGUGCCGGAGUGGCCGCAGGCCGGGAAAAGCUCCGGCAACCCCCCGGCAGCACCUGGCAACCGAAACGCGCCUCUGCCCGCAACUGGGGGGGAACAGUUUCGGGAAGCCGCGUCUCCCCCCACGCCGACCCCUGCUCGGCGCCCUCCGGCCCCAGCCCCGCCGCCGCGCCGUCCCCGCCUGCCGCCGCGCCCGGACCAGCCGCGGGGGCGGCCCUGCGAGGCGCUUCUUCCCCCCCAACCCCGGCCGCCGCGGGAGCCGGCAGCCGGUGGCGGGGGAGGAGCGGAGGGAAGCGGAGCCACACGGCACGGCCCCUCGCCGCCAGCCCGGCCGGCUCCGCGGGGAGGCGGCUGCUGGAGGGGGCUGCGGGCGCGCCGGGCGGGGCCGCCCCCGGGGCCUCUCCCGCCGCCCCGCGGCAUGGUCGCGCCCCCCGCCCCGCCGCGCCCCCGCCUGCCGGUCGCUCGCCAGCGCUGCCGGGGACAGCGGGAAGAUGGAUGGGCACGUCCUGGGCUGGAUCGUCCUCCUGUGGCUCGCAGCUGAAGUGGAAGGGCUGCAGGUCACCGUGCCUGAGAAGAAGAAGGUGGCCAUGUUGUUUCAGCCUGCUCUGCUUCGCUGCCAUUUCUCUACUUCUUCCACCCAACCAGCUGUGGUGCAGUGGAGGUUUAAAUCUUACUGCCAGGACCGGAUGGGAGAAGCUUUGGGUAUGGCGACUUCUGGUUUACAAACGAUGAGCAAGAGGAACCUGGACUGGGAUCCCUACCUGGACUGUGUGGACAGCAGGAGGACAGUCCGUGUCGUGGCCUCCAAACAAGGAUCUGCUGUUACUAUAGGGGACUUCUAUAAGGAAAGAGAUGUCAGCAUUGUCCACGAUGCAGACCUUCAGAUUGGGAAGUUGAUGUGGGGAGACAGUGGUCUCUAUUACUGCCUUAUUAUCACACCGGAUGAUGUGGAGGGGAAGAAUGAAGAAUCGGUGGAGCUGCUUGUGCUCGGCAGGACAGGGCUGCUUGCUGAUCUCUUGCCCAGUUUUGCUGUGGAGAUUAUGCCAGAGUGGGUCUUUGUGGGUCUGGUGAUCCUGGGGGCGUUCCUGUUCUUCCUCCUGGUGGGGAUCUGCUGGUGCCAGUGCUGCCCACACAGCUGCUGCUGUUACGUCCGCUGCCCCUGCUGUCCCGAGUCCUGCUGCUGUCCCCGGGCGCUGUAUGUAGCAGGCAAGGCAGCAAAAGCUGGGUACCUUCCUGCAGUCUCCUCCAUGCCAGGUCCAUACUACAUCCCCAGUGUUCCUGUGGCUGGUGUCCCGUCUCCUGCUGUGCUGAUGGAUAAGUCACACCCCCCCCCUUUAGCCCCAAGUGAUGCCAGUGGAGGAAGCCAAAAUGCAGUGCGCAAAGGGUACAGGAUCCAGACUGACAAGGAAAGGGACUCCAUGAAGGUGCUGUACUACGUCGAAAAAGAACUGGCUCAGUUUGACCCAGCUAGGAGGAUGCGAGAACGAUAUAACAACACUAUCUCUGAACUCAGCUCUUUGCAUGAGGACGACUUGAACUUCCGUCAGCCCUACCGCCAGGUGCGAAGGAAACCUCUGCCUCCUGCGGGGGACCUGGAUGGCGAUGCUGAGUACUGGUCAGGAGUGAUCGGUGGGGGCAGCACGUCAAGAUCACAGGCUGUCUCUGAUUACAGGGAUGAGCGGGACAGUUUCCGGCACAGCCAGCAGAGAUCCAAGUCCGAGAUGUUGUCCCGUAAGAGUUUCUCUGUGGGAGUGCCGGCCGUCUCUAUGGAUGAGCUGGCAGCCUUUGCGGAGUCCUACAGCCAGCGGACCCGGCGGGCAGACAGCCAGGAAACUCGGCGUUUUGAGCGGUCAGAGUCACACGGCGGCUGCAUCGGAGGGCUGCCCCACCAGGAUAGCUCCAUGGAGGAGUACUACACUAAGCGUAGCAGAGGGAACCGAGAGCUGCUGACGGACUCGGAUCGGGGCUGGUCAUACAGCCCACCCCGGAGACGGGCCCAUGAGGAGAAGCACCUGCCCAGGCUGGUGAGCCGGGCGCCCGGAGGGAGCCAGAAAUACGAUCACUCCUACCUCAGCAGCGUCUUGGAGAGGAAAUCUCGGAGCUACGAUGAGAGUGGUGACCACAGUGAAACCCCCUCUAAGCUGAGCUCGCAGCCCAGCCAGAGAGGAGGGGGAACAUACUAUGCCUGGUCACCACCCUCUACCUACAAAGCCGAGAAGUCACAGCAGCAGCCGCAGCAGCCACCGCCGCCGCCUGAGCAGGAGGAAGGGGAGGACACCCUGCCCCCGUACAGCGAGAGGGAGCUGAGCCGAGGCCCAUCGUACAGGGCCAGGGAGCAGGCCUACCUCAACGCCUCUGACAAGAAGAGGAAAAAGGACCCCAAGAAAACAAAUGAUUUCCCAACGAGGAUGUCCCUCGUGGUUUGAAGUCGUUGUGGACAUGUCAUGUUGAUGGUCUGGAUGCUGUGAGGUGACUGCAGUGGAAAAGAUGCAGAGCAACAAGCAAGACAGGCCUCCGCGAACCUUCGCAGCUGCCAGCCGUGGACUCUUUGUUUCAAUUGUUUGUUUCAUCGGGGGAGCAGGGGCUUUUGUAAGAGACAGACUCCCAUGAGCAGCUCUGGGAGUCUGCCAGGAAAAUGAGGCCAGGGCUCUCUUUGGCACCCUGCUUUCCAGUGCCCUCCAUUCUGCGCUGGAAGGCAGCCACGUCCCUACUGUCCCUGCAGCCCUGAACUACAAGCGAGGCUGCCUUUGUGCCUCUUGCCCCGUCUGAUGUGCAGAGAGAGGCCCGUGUGCAUACGUACCUCUUGCUCUCUCUGUCUUCUCAGUUCUCUGUUUGGAUUAAAGAUUGUCUCCAUACUUAUAUUUAGAGCCUUUUCUGUAUCAUCCCUAUGCUGGGAGGAGGCCUCGUUCUUCCAGUUGCAGACUGCCUCCAGCUGAUCGGGCCCUAAAUCGCGAAAGAAAAUCUACAUCCUUUCAGACACUGUAGAAAUGGACUGAUGAGGUGUUACUUUGGCAAGGGCUGAGCAGAGAGAGAGAGAGGGAGACAGUUAUGGACUGGUUUGUCCAAUAUAUUUAGUUCUGUUCAUUGUGUGAUGAGAGUUGCAGGUGAGAUAGAUGUAUUGUUUUGAAAGUGGAUCAAAGUAGCUUUUAUUGUGAUGAGAGCAUGAUGUGUUUUUUCCCCCAUCCCCCAACUGUGAUUUGUUUUGAUACAGUUGCAUUUUCUUGCAGCUGAGCUGUGACCUUGUAGAGCUUCACACUGGAAUAUCUACUCCACCAUAUCAUAAGCAGUGCUCCAGCCUUGCUGGCGCUCUGCUUCCAGCACCACCAGACAUCUCUGCCUAGUGAGUGGCCUUUCUGUUUCAAAGAAGCAAAAAGGGGAAAAAGCCUCAGUGACAGGGCAGCUGCAGAUCUUCAUUCUGUGCGACUGGUAGUACUCCUUUCUGGUCAUUGUUUCCAGACGUUGAAGAAGCGGUAACAGCAAUGGAAAAAGAAUUAACACUGUGGAUGAACACAAGCUUUGAAAGUCACCUUUUUCAGUUACAGCCAUUUCGUUCACUUCAGUUGUGACAUGGUUUUAGUGGCUGUUGUCUCAGGAACACCUGAAUUUAGAAGCAAGUGCUUCACACCAUCUGGAAGCCUGACAUUUUGGUUUUCAUAGGGCAUAAUGCAGUCAUUUCUUUAAUUUUUAGCUGCUAAAAUCAUAAUGUGAAGGAAGGUGAUGGGAACAUUUUAAGGUCCGUCAUCUUGUUCCCUGUUAAGCCUAGAAACAACUUAGUGCCCUACUGUGUUAUGCCCUGCUGCUGUCAGCCUCUGAAGUGCCAUCUCUGUUGUUACUCUGGAUAUUUGGGGAGCUGUCUGGCCUCAGGUACUCUGGCAAUACUGUUUUGAGCACAAGAUUUAUUAACAUCAUUGCAGUUCUCUGUAAAAAUGACAGAUUAAUUUCUGCAUUACUCCUUUGCCAUAUUAGUUCACCAGGAGCGGUCAGAGGAGAGGAAGGAUAACUUCCAUAGAUUUGAUGACAGUGCAGGUUUCAUGCUAGAAGGUGGAUUGAUGAAAGGAUGGCUUUCUUCUCCCCCCAUGCUCCUCUAGUGAUGAAUGUAGUUUUGGAAAUCCCAGUCCAGGGUCUUCUUGGCCAGAGAAGGAUUAGCCUGCAGGGGCAUACAGUCAUGGAGUCACAGAAUGGUUUGGGGAGGAAGGGAGCUUUAAAGGUCCCGUGGGCAGGGACAUCUUCCAUUAGAUCAGGUUGUUCAAAGCCCCAUCCGACCUGGCCUUGAACACUUCCAAUGAUGGGACAUCCGCAACUUCUCAGGGCAACCUCUUCCAGUGUCUCACCACCCUAAUCAUAAAUAAUUUCUUUAAAUCUGCCCUCUUUUAGUUUAAAACCAGUGCGCCAGGUAAAAAGUCACCGUCUUUCUUCCAAGCCCCCUUUAAGUAGUGGAAGGCUGCAAUAAGAUCUCCCUAGAACCUCCUCUUCUCCAGGCUGAACAAACCCAACUCUCUCAACCUGUCCUCACAGGAGAGGUGUUCCAGCCAUCUGGCCAUUUCCGUGACCCUCCUCUGGACCCGCUGCCACAGGUCCAUGUCUUUCUUGUGCUGGGGGCCCCAGAGCUGGACACACUACUCCAGGUGGGGUCUCACUAGAACAGAGUAGAAGGGCAGAAUCUCCUCCCUUGACCUGCUGGCCAUGCUUCUUUUGAUGCAGCCCAGGAUACAGUUGGAUUUCUGGGCUGCAAGUGCACAUUGCCAGCUCAUGACCAGUUUUCAUCCAUCACUAUCCCCAAGUCCUCUGCAGGGCUGCUCUGAAUCUAUUCAUCCCCGAGCCUGUACUGAUACUGGGGAUUUCCCCAUCCCAGGUGUAGGACCUUGACUUGGCCUUGUUGAGUUUAAUGAGGUUCACAUGGGCCCACUCCUCAAGCCUGUUCGGGUCCCUCUGGAUGGCAUCCCUUCUCUCUAGCAGAUCAGCUGCACUGCUCAGCUUGGUGUCAUCCCCAAACUUGCUGAGGCUACACUCAGUCCCACUGUCUAUGUCGUUAAUAAAAUUGAAUAGUAUUGGUACCAAUACAGACCACUUGGUACCAAUCUCCAUUUGGACAUUGAGCCAUUGACUGCAAUUCUUUGUAUGCAGCCGUCCAGCCACUUCCUUAUCCAUCGAAUAGUCCAUCCAUCAAACCCGUAUCUCUCCAGUUUAGAGGCAAGGAUGUGUGGGACCAUGUCAAAGGCUUUACAGAAGUCAAGGCAGAUGACAUCAGUUGGUCUUCCCCUUAUCCACCAAUCCAUCACAGAAGGCCUCCAGACAGGCGCAAUUUGCCCUUUGUGAAGCCAAGUUAGCUGUCUCUAAUCACCACCCUGCCAUCCAUAUGCCUUGGCAUAGCUUCCAGGAGGAUCUGUUCCAUGAUCUUACUGGACACAGAGGUGAGGCUGACUGGUAGUUCCCCUUUUUACCUUUUUUUAAAAGUGAGUGUGAUGUUUCCCUUUUUCCCAUCACUGGGGGCUUCGCCUGACUGGCAUGACUUUUCGGACAGGUAGAGUGGCUUAGCAACUACAUUUGCCAGCUACGUGGCAACUACAUCUACUUGUAUUAUGGCUGGAGAGACUACAUUUUAAGUAUUUUCAUCUUUUCUCACCUUUAAUGUAUGUUACUAGGAAAACUACAGCUCAGUUAACAAGAGGUAGGCAGCUGGUUGCCAUCCGAGGUCUCCAUGGCCUUGAGAAGUCUACAGAGUUAUGCUACAUGUUAUUUUAAAUAAAACGUUUCAUCCCUGACAUGUGAUGAUACUAGCAGCAACAAACAUUGAUGUUUUGUUAGUCUGAGAACCUUAGGAACCCCUAUGCCACAAAUUUCAAGGGAGUUUAGCCUGCUCUCUUUUCCAUCAGACAUCCAGCAGACCCAGCAAACAUUUUACAUGGAAAUUUGAAAGUGUGUCUGCAACAAUGGCUGGGUAAGAAAGCGGCCAAAACAGUAAUUUACAGUCUCUGAAUACCUCUAUCUUUUAAAUCAUACCGAAAGCCAGAGCGUUACAAUCCCCCUCUCAUUUCAGAUAUGUCUGUCCCUUAUCUCUACAGUCACUGUAGUUUAUUUGAUCAAGCCCUCAGGAAUGAGUUGUGUGUAUUAAAAAUACAAGCCUUCCCAUCAUUUAUUUGAAUCAGUUGUGUUUGCUUCAUGCUGGUACUUUAGGCCGUUUGUACAGUAUGUGUAGGAAGUUGCCAUUUAUGUAUCUAGCUUAUAAAUAAGUAGUUGCAAGGUAAUUUCUCUUAAGAAAACUAUUUUAAUUGUAGAAACAGCUGUUCAUAAGGACUGUCCGACAUUUAUUUUGUAUCCAGGUACCUGGAAAAGUCCUGAAGAUUUUAUGACUGGUGAUUCUAAGAGUUUUACCAAAUGAUAAAAAUUUCAGCUUCAAAAAAAAGACCAGGUCUUAAUUCCCUGAAGUCAGAUCUUCAGGCAGAACCCAUCAGUUGGCUCCGCCUUUGCUCUAGAGUUUUAGAUUUCAUAUCUCCCUAUGCAGAUCUGAAGGAAUUUUCAGUUACUGAUAGCGUCUGUCCUCAGGCCAUCUUUAUUUUUCCCAUUAGAAAUGUGUCUGCAGCAGCACCAAGUGGACCAAAUCAAAAAGUGAGGGGUGACCUAGAGUAGGGCUUCCAUCUCUAUAGCUACCCAACGCUAAUUAGCCAUGACUCUUGCAACAGAGAGGACCAGAGGGCCAGAGGCUGAGAGGAGACUCCUGUUUCAGAAAAGAAGUAGUGGUUUGUGUUUGCACUGUCUUUCAGAACACCUGCAGAAUGCUGGCACUGGAAAAUAAUGAGCCUGAUCAUUAUGGGGUCUCAAAUUAUAAAUUUUCCAGUGAUCAAUUUUUAUUGCUGGCAUAAAAUUAAAAUCCUUUUCAUACAGGAUAUGGACGUCUGGGUCAUGUCAAGGGCAUGGAUGGUUUUGUGGCCUUAAAAUGAAGCAUCACAACAGUGACUUGCUAAGAAGACAACUGGGAUGAUGAGGAGUGAAACCUGUAAAAAAAGAAAAAAGUCUUUAGAGCAACAGCAGAAUCAAGCAUCAGUGGUAAACUUGGCUGUGCUGUCAAAAACGUGAUCUGGGCUACUGAAAGAAGUUUUGACAUAAUGGAAUGAGAAAAUAAAUACCACUGGUAAUGA